Molecule: messenger RNA, 1488 nt
Organism: Rotaria socialis
Lineage: Eukaryota; Metazoa; Rotifera; Eurotatoria; Philodinida; Philodinidae
Source: the annotation of a GenBank genome assembly
AUGACAGAAGAUGAAUCUGUAAAAACUCAUAUACAAAAACGUAGUCCACCAUUAGUGACAUGGGAACAUUCAUGGCCAACCAAUGAGAUGCAAAAUGCAUUAACAGCAUCUGACUUUAAACUAGUGCCUACUGAAGUGAUGCUACAGAUAUUCAAAUUUUUGUCAGUACAUGAUUUAAGUAAUAUUUCAUUAGUUUGUCAUUUAUUUAAAAUGAUUUGUGAUCAAGACGAUAUUUGGAAAUUAAAAUGUAAAUCAUCGACAAAAUUGCACUCGAAAUCUUUUAAACAGAUUUACAUGGACUGGAUGUAUGAAAAAUAUCUAAGAAAUGCAGAACUUGACGAGGUUGAAGCUAUGUAUCGUGAGCGAAGUUCACGUGUUGCUUGUGGCAUGAGAUGUGGACCCCCACAAUAUCCGCUACGACCAGCGGGCGAACAUCACUUUGUACCCAUUGGAGAUUUCAGACAACAUCCAAAUGAAUCUGAAAAAAUAUCUAUUGAAUUAUCGGUUGAUGUUGAUCGAACAGCUCGUGAACUCAUAUCAUUAUUGGAAAAAGCAUCUCAAUUUCAAGCUGAAUGGCGGCAAUCAUGUAUCAUAAAACAGAUGAUAACAAGAUAUUACCGUUUUAUGCAACUUAAAGCUACUUGUCCAAAUAAUAUUCUACUUAUUCCAACCUUGGACAUUGAAACUAUUUGGCAAACACAUCUGUUACGACCACAAAUGUAUCGAGAAGAUUGUCUAAGGUUAUUUCAUCAAGUUAUUGAUCAUUCAUUAUUGGCAACGGAAAUUGAACAAUUUUUGAAAGAACAAGCAUUUAUCGAUACUUGUAAGCUAUAUGAGGAACGAUUUGGAGAACAAUAUUGUCCGCUACCAAAAGCUAAAGACGAUGUAAACAUUGCUCCUAAAUUUGUUCAUCCAGUUUUUGGUUCAUUAAAAUGUAUUAUUCCAAUCUACUUAUAUUGGGAUGAAACAUAUUUUACAUUUUCAUCAGAAAUAUCUGUUAAUUGCAAUGAAAAUCCAUUUUCAUUUACCGAAGCUGAUGUUAUUCUUGAUGGAAAUUGGCUGGAUUUAUGUAAAAAGUUCAUGAAAGACAUGAUGUCACAAAUUCCGAUUCGCGAAUAUUAUCGAGAUUCCAAUGAAAUUGAUCUUAGCACAUCAGCUAUGAAAAGAUUAAUGAAAUCGUAUGAACGAUUUUUAUACAUGGCAACUAAAUAUCCACCCUCGAAUGGAUAUAGUUUUGUGCAUCCAACAUAUGCAAUUGAUAUUAUUUGGCAUUCACAUAUGCAAGAGCCAUUAAAAUAUGCAUCAGAUUGUAUUCGUCUUGUUGGUUAUGUAAUUGACCAUACACCAUGGCCGUCGGUUGAUGAAAAUAAAAUGAAAAAUUCUUGUAAUGAUACGAUAAAUGCUUGGAAAAAAGAAUUUGACAGUGAUAUGUCAACGGAUCAUUUAUACAAUACUAAAGGAGACAGUUAUGAUCAGUGGAGCGAUUAG